Diaporthe amygdali is the source of this 1392-nucleotide messenger RNA. RefSeq lists its product as uncharacterized. The record is from RefSeq and is a predicted model, not a curated record. The coding region runs from base 1 to 1392 and encodes 463 amino acids. NCBI's taxonomy places the organism in Eukaryota, Fungi, Ascomycota, Sordariomycetes, Diaporthales, Diaporthaceae. The transcript is spliced from 3 exons.
AUGGUCCAAGUGCCGGCCAGCGACGCGAACCUGCGCCUGGCCCCCGCCCCCAGGAGCACGAACAACGCGCUCUCAUGCGCCCAUCAGAAACCGACCCGCCGCAUUGCGAGUGCGGGCAACGCUGACUUUCUCUACCGCGCCCCUGUCGAGUCCGACCUGAAGGCCAAGGUCCCCAAAGAUCCUCCAACCCGCGCUCGCUCAACCAUCCGUCGCAAUCGCCGAAGUCUCAACGACCCCAGCUCUCGAUCUGCCUCGACCAGCGCACACUACUACUCUCGUCGCACUGGUCCCGGUCCCCGCGCUCGCAUUAUCUCACCUCCCUCUGCUGAAUCACCAUGGACCCCGUGGGACAAUGUCGAGCCUGGUGCUACUGAGCCUUACGCGGCUUCGCGCUCUGCGACCCGCCGGCCUGGCGCAUCAGACCCCAUGCACCUGCCCCGGGACAACACCACGCAGGACCAUUCUGGCCGGCGUGAACCAGUCCUGCGCGAGGUCAUCACCCGCAAUGGUCCCAUGAGCCAAGAAGUUGUGCGAUACUUUGGCCAGCACAUGGCUAGACUGUACGCCGACACAAGCUCCAGGGGUGGCCAAGACUGGGAUGACACGCCUAGAGUCGAGACCCGAGAACGUGCCUCUGCCUCUCCCGAUGACGGUCCUCUCCUUGUGGAGGUAGAUGAACACACUCAACGGCCGACAACUUUGGUUCGUGAAUCCAUGGCGAGGCCGAGAAGCGACAGGGAUGUGAGAACUCGGACAGACUUUCUGCAACGUCAGAACGAGCGACUCAUCGUGAUGAGACGUACGCUCAGGGCCCAGGAACUCUCAGCCAUGCGGGAAGGGCGUGAAGCCCGCGCAAGGCGAUCAACUCCUGGCGAUGCCACGCUCGAGGCCCGCUUCGACGGACUAGGCGACCGUGACAGGAGCCUCAGUCCCGAGGGCGACGGUGUCUGGGACACGCUUCUCAGCUCCAUCACCCCAGAUCCUCAGCCGCCCAGCGUAGGAACCUCGUUCGCUUCCGCAUCUGCGGCGACGUCGCAUCCCAGCACCUCGUCUGGGGCCAACAGUGCCAAUUCCUCGCGCACAUCCCUUGCCGACGGGCCCGAUGGACCCUACACGGCCGAGGAGAUUGGAUUCGCUGAUGUAUGCGAAUCUGGCGGUGAUAACUCGGACACUGAGGGUGAUGAGGACGAGGAGGCGCGAGAGAAUAUUCUACGACGCUUUGGGCGGACCCACGGGGAAAUGACAGAGCGUGAUGAUGAUGAUAUCGAGGUGUUUGGCGGUGUUGAGUCCAUGCAGCGCAUCGUGCGGAAUCUUGCCAGGCGCGAAGACAUUCCCGACGAGUGGUGGGCCGAGGCUGGGCUCAGUCGCACGCUGGGCAGGGAGGGAUCCUGA